Drosophila persimilis is the source of this 1053-nucleotide messenger RNA. It is a transcript of the gene Roe1, whose product is annotated as grpE protein homolog, mitochondrial. Gene Ontology annotation, cellular component: PAM complex, Tim23 associated import motor. The coding region runs from base 29 to 712 and encodes 227 amino acids. Gene Ontology annotation, molecular function: protein-folding chaperone binding; adenyl-nucleotide exchange factor activity; protein homodimerization activity. The transcript is spliced from 3 exons. NCBI's taxonomy places the organism in Eukaryota, Metazoa, Arthropoda, Insecta, Diptera, Drosophilidae. Gene Ontology annotation, biological process: protein folding; protein import into mitochondrial matrix. The record is from RefSeq and is a predicted model, not a curated record.
UACAAUUUAGCCACAAAAUUCACUCAAAAUGGCAUCGAAAGCCGGAUUAUCCUUGCAAGUUUUUGGCCGCAGCUUGAGCCAGCUCAAAGCCGUAGUCAGUGCACGCAAUUCAAGUUUCUUGCGUCAGGCCACCACAGCCCUGGCAAAUGGACGCCCCUACAGCACUGAGAAGCAGCCGGAGGAAGCCGCUGCAUCUGCCGCUGGAGCGGAACCAAAAGCCGUCUCCCCGGAGGUUGAUCGUCUCACGAAAGAGCUGGCCGACUCCAAGGAGCAGAAAUCGGAACUGAUGGACAAGUAUAAGCGCGCCCUGGCAGAGAGCGAGAACAUGCGUACGCGUCUGAACAAACAGAUAAGUGAUGCAAAGAUCUUCGGCAUCCAGAGCUUCUGCAAGGAUCUGCUGGAGGUCGCCGACACACUCGGCCACGCUACACAGGCAGUGCCUAAGGACAAGCUGGGUGACAAUGCUGAUCUGAAGAGCCUGUACGAGGGUCUCACCAUGACUCGCGCCUCAUUGCUGCAGGUGUUCAAGCGUCACGGUCUGGAAGCUGUGGACCCACUCAACCAGAAGUUCGAUCCCAAUCUGCACGAGGCUCUGUUCCAGAAGGAGGACAAAACCGUUGAGGCCAACACCGUGGUGGAGGUUACUAAAUUGGGCUACAAGCUACACGAGCGUUGCAUACGCCCUGCCCUAGUGGGUGUAUCGAAGUGUUGAUAGCUUUGCCCGCCUCAGGGCAUGCAAAGUUUCGCCGACCCAUGUCCAUAUUUUGUGUGUCCCCCGCCCCCGAGCAAGAAUCGUUUACAUAGUCUACACAAGAGAAGUCUCCAUUGUUUGCAAUUUGUUUUAUCCUGCAAAAUUCCCGUACGUAAACCCUAUGUAAAUACAAAUGAUCCAAAAUUCAUGCGGAUCGGAUCGCUUGCGAAUUUAAAAUUCCUCUUAGUUGCUAAGUGAUCGAUGACUAGACUCAAUGGCUACAGAUUUUUACCACACGCGUAGCCAUCGAGUGUUCCACUUUAAGGUUUAAUUACGAUAAUAAAAACAUGUUUUAGUUGAAA